CUUUCAAAACACACCCCCCACAUUUUAUUUGAAUCGGUCGUCUCUUUCCUUCCAAAGCCCCCUUUUCUCCAAAACCCUAACAGAAAAUUUCGAUUCCCCAGUAGCCACCCAUGGCAGAAGAAGUCCCAGCGGCAGCAGCAUCAUCUUACAUCCCAUACCUCCACUCCCAAACCCUAACUCCCCACGCUCACGCCGUAUCCUCCGUCAAAUUCUCCCCCGACGGCCGCCUCCUCGCCUCAGCCUCCGGCGACCAGACGAUCCGCACUUACUCCAUCAACCACAGCGACGGAGCAGACCCAAUCGCCGAGCCGGCGCAAGUCUUCUCCGGCCACGACUCCGGCAUCUCCGACGUCGCCUUCUCCUCGGACGCGAGGUUCAUCGUCUCGGCCUCCGACGACAAGACGCUCAAGCUCUGGGACGCCGAGACGGGAUCCCCGAUCAAGACCCUCCGCGGGCACACGAACUACGUCUUCUGCGCCACAUUCAACCCCCAGUCGAACAUGGUGGCGUCGGGAUCCUUCGACGAGACAGUUCGGAUCUGGGACGUGACGACGGGGAAGUGCUUGAAGGUUCUUCCCGCGCAUUCGGAUCCGGUGACCGCCGUGGAUUUCAACCGGGACGGGUCGCUUAUUGUUUCGAGCAGCUACGAUGGGCUGUGCAGGGUGUGGGACUCCGGGACGGGGCAUUGUGUGAAGACGCUGAUGGAUGAUGAGAAGAAUCCUCCUGUUUCAUUUGUUAGGUUCUCUCCUAACGGCAAGUUCAUCCUCGUUGGCACUCUCGAUAACACCCUCAGGUUGUGGAACAUAUCUUCUGCUAAAUACAUCAAAACAUACUCCGGCCACGCCAACUCUCAGUACUCCGUCUCCUCUGCCUUCUCCGUCACGAAUGGAAAGCGGAUAGUCAGUGGAUCCGAGGACAAGUGUGUAUACAUGUGGGAGCUCAACUCCAGGAAAUUGCUUCAGAAACUCGAGGGUCAUACUGAGCCUGUCAUGAGCGUGGCUUGCCACCCCACUGAGAACAUGAUCGCAUCAGGCUCGCUGGACAAGUCUAUAAGGAUUUGGGCACAGAAGAAAUAGCGAAAGAGGAAUCUCUCUCCAUGUAAAACAUACCUUCCCCUUCAUGUUGUUAUCAUGUAGUGCUCACUUUCUUAGUUGAGCCUUGUUAGAUUUGAUUCUAUUCCAGUCAUAUAUUCGAGGCAUUAAGACAAGAGUGGUCAGAUGUCUUAAAACAAAGCUAUAAAGAGAAGUCUUUGGUUAAUUACUAAAUUUAUGUGAUUUACAUUUGUAGAACU
Raphanus sativus (radish) is the source of this 1291-nucleotide messenger RNA. RefSeq names its product COMPASS-like H3K4 histone methylase component WDR5A. Gene Ontology annotation, cellular component: Set1C/COMPASS complex. The coding region runs from base 111 to 1076 and encodes 321 amino acids. The transcript has 2 exons. Lineage: Eukaryota; Viridiplantae; Streptophyta; Magnoliopsida; Brassicales; Brassicaceae. Gene Ontology annotation, molecular function: histone binding. The record is from RefSeq and is a predicted model, not a curated record.